AGUCCUCUUCUCGAGCCAGACCUACCUCUUGUUUCCUGCUUAACCGCGAAUAACCGAACAUCAUGUACACCUACACUCCCACUUCCAAGUUCCUCGUUCUGGCUCCUAUCCAGUCUGCUCCGCUUGCUGCUACCAACGAGCAGACCGAGACAAACAUCUCUUCAGUCCGUGAGCGUUCUGACAGCUCGUCGUCCACCACCAGCAGCACCCGACUGAGUCGGGGUGCUGCUGCCCGCCUCCCAGCGGGAUUCCUCUUCCUAGGCUACGACCACCCCACGGCCCUCAGUCCCGGCCUCUGAAUAAGAAGCCUAGCGAUGCUCUCCGCCUUGGAGUCUCGGAUCGCGCUGGACACGAUAUCGUCAUCUCUGAAGUCUUUGGUGGAAAUUUUCUGAUCUUCACGUCGUGUUUUCUAUGCUUGCUGGACGAUUACUGUAUUCUUUGACCAUGACGACUAUGAUACCACUACAGCUCGUUGGCCCGGAGCAAUCAAGGGUCAAAGGGGGGGAAGCGAGGGGCACUGAAGGAUAACUGCCAAGAGACAAAUUGAUACUUGCCAAGCUCUGUGC
Aspergillus nidulans FGSC A4 is the source of this 566-nucleotide messenger RNA. RefSeq lists its product as uncharacterized. Lineage: Eukaryota; Fungi; Ascomycota; Eurotiomycetes; Eurotiales; Aspergillaceae. The transcript has a single exon. The record is from RefSeq and is a predicted model, not a curated record. The coding region runs from base 63 to 299 and encodes 78 amino acids.